AUGCCUAGUCCUCUGAGCCCCGUCACUGCUUGCGCUCUCAAAGAGCUUGAAAUCAUUGGCGGGCACUCGUCCAGGGUCUACAAUUCGACCCAGCUGGCCAACGCAUUAACACUAACCCUUGAGGGCCAACAUACUUCUCCCAGGGAAAAGCCAGUUCUUUGUCUACUGGUUAAUUCUGGUUCGCGAUGCAUACUAUCUAUUCGUCUCAGUGAUUUACUGCCUACCAAGCCUCCAUUCUCGCAGGCUAUAAGCACCAAGGUAGAUACUCAACAGCUUCGUGUAGACGUCCAAGAACAAGAACAUGCCGUUGUCACUACAUUUGAGCACAGACGCGAGUUCAAUCUUGCGGUUUAUAUGCUUCAGGAAUACGGCUUCUCUAUCAAAGAGGCUGCUCUGGAAACAACGGAGGUUGGCGACGAUUGUUCUCAAACCUCCACCCUUGCCUUCGAGAGUCCAGCUGAUUUCGGACCUCGACUCUCCUCUUUCACAACAUUCCCAGGGAUGAUGAGCGGCGCAAGUCUGGCCGCUCAACCAGAGUUGCCUUGGGAAACCCAUGUGGGAUCUAUGAUCCCUGAUACCCAUCCGGAGGUUCUUUCAAAUGGCCAUUUAUCAAUUCCGAAUCAACUACUUCAGACUCGGCAAAACUCAUGUCCAUCCAGCUUUUCCAACACACCUCACUUGCACCAGACUUCAUACAUGAGUCAACUUAACCCUUACAAUGUCUUCCUAGGCAAGCAGGCAUUCAGCGACUACAGGCCCAAAGUCAGCUCCCCACUUCGCAAGACCUUGUCUCAUAAUGAACCACUACAAGUUAUUCCACCGCGUUCGUCUCAAAAUCCCGUUAACCUGCCUCCAAGUCCCACUCCUAUAGCCCCUUUUGAAGUUGGAGAUCUUUCACCACAACCUGAUUUAUGCUCUAAUGACAGGCUUGCCAUCUCAUCUCAGUCUCCAGUCCUACCCCGCAGGUUCCCGUCAUCUCCCAUCUCUGUCUACAGGCAGAUGUCUGAUAGUAGCACGGAGCUUUCGUCGCCCAACCUGCACCAUUUUCGAGAACUCAUGCCGCCAACUCGAAGCCUUCCAUUUGACCAUUCGCAAAAGGAUGGACCAAGAAGAUUUACAGAUGACCAAGAUCCGGUUACCAGAGAACAGCCAUCAAAUUCCAACUCUCCCAAGGUGCAGGGUAAACGUAAGCGCAAACCCAAAGCUGCUGAGCCGAUGAAGCACACAUCCUCGGGGUCGCCAAAGAAACCAGCAAAGGGGAGGAACCUUCCGAGAAUUACCGCGACGGGUUCUUCUCAAGAUCAUACCACUAUCAAGGCCAGUCCCGCGGCGAUAGCAUCUAUAUCAAGUCACCAAGGCCAUUCCUCAAAGGCAAAGAUGCAAAAAGCUCACCCUCUAUCACCAAGCGCUAAGAUCAACAACAAGAUCUCCGCAGAGUCCAAAAAGGAUGCUACCCACAUAAACUCUACUAGCAAAUCUAAACGGAAACCAGAAAAUAAGGCAAAACCACGUAGCAGAGCGAGCAUCAAGGGUCAACUACCCAACACUCCCGGUGACAGCUUACCGAGCGAGGUGACAAGCCCAACGGAUGCAAACCCCGAAUUUCCUUCAAAUACACAAGCAACUAGUCUGAAGGAGAAAGGCGACGACAAUGCACCAUUAAAAGCGCGUUCCCUCUCUUCCAGUAGUGAUAGACCAGAUAUUGUAGACUCACAGCCACAGCGAAAGUCAUCAAGGUUGGCCAAGAAGGCCCGCUCUCUGAAAAACAGUUCCGCAAAGGACUCUCCACCAGAAUGUACGGCCUCGGAGGCUGAACAAGAAGUCCGCCCUGAACUUCCUGUUCCAGAGACGCAUCUGUCCUCUGAAACUGUGCUACAAGAGCAAGAACCGGCACCACCCGAAUUGCAGCCUACAGCCCAAUCCAAUUGUUCGGUUGCAAAUAAUGAACUUACUAUUCUAGUAACAGACGAAAUGCUUCGGCAAGUUAACGAGAUGACAUCCGAACUGUUUGAUCAGUUUGAAGCAGACCUCAAAGGAGGAAAGAAUGACGCCGCCCUCGCAGAGUAUUACCUAGGUCAGAUAGUGGAAAUCCGCAAAGGCUUUUGGCACUCUGAAAUCGCCAAACUAUCACACGGCGAAUUCCAGGCUUGCUGA
Molecule: messenger RNA, 2154 nt
Organism: Clonostachys rhizophaga
Lineage: Eukaryota; Fungi; Ascomycota; Sordariomycetes; Hypocreales; Bionectriaceae
Source: the annotation of a GenBank genome assembly